AUGUCUUGUUGUGGUGGCAAAAACUCUCAAUCAACACUCACUCCGAAAAAUCAAUCCGGUUUACAGUACCAAUCGUCGAAUGCGGUCUAUCAGAGCGUUCAGGAGUAUUAUGGAAAGGUUUUGAAUACCUCCAAAGAUUUGAAAACCUCCGCAUGUACUUCAUCAUCGAGUCCUCAUCCGAUCAUGAAGGCUCUACUCUCGAAAAUUCCCGAUGAAGUAUUGAGUAAAUACUACGGAUGUGGUUCUCCACUUCCUUUGGGUGGUAUACAAGGUAGAACCGUCUUGGAUUUGGGCAGUGGUAGUGGACGGGAUGUAUAUCUCGCUUCCAUGCUUGUCGGAAAGAGUGGUAAAUGUAUUGGAGUGGACAUGACUGAGGAGCAACUCGAGGUAGCUAGAAGAAAUGUUGACAAAUUAAAGGAAGUAUUUGGAGAUGUUGCAACUAUGGAGUUCAAGAAGGGUUUUAUUGAAAAUUUAAAGGAGGCAGGAAUUGAAGAAAAUUCGAUUGAUAUUAUCAUUUCAAAUUGUGUGGUAAAUUUGUCACCUGAUAAGACGGCUGUUCUGUCUGGAGUUUAUAAUUCUCUUAAAUUUGGUGGAGAAUUUAUUUUCUCAGAUGUUUAUUGUGACAGAAGAUUGUCUUCUGAUGUUCGAAGUGAUGAGCUACUGUUCGGAGAAUGUAUUGCCGGAGCAUUAUAUAUUAAUGAUUUUAUUGCGUUAUGUAAGAAGAUUGGAUUUUCUGAUCCACGAGAAGUCACUCGCUCUGAAAUCAAAAUUCAUGAUUUCAAAUUGAAAGAAUUACUUGGAAAUGCAAAAUUUUAUUCCAUUACCUAUCGUUUAUUUAAACUCGAUGAUUUAGAACCUCAAUGUGAAGACUACGGACAAGUAGCCAUUUACAGAGGAGGACCCAAUGGUAUGGACGAAGCAUACAAGCAUGCCUAUGUAUUGGAUGGAAAACACGUCUUCGAGAGAAACAGACCAGUAUUAGUAUGUGGAAACACAGCAAGUAUGCUUUCAAAGCCUUCAUGGUUAGCUCCAUAUUUUGAAAUCAUUGGAGAUCGGUCAGUUCAUUAUGGCAUGUUUGAUUGCUCCAAAGGAAGUUCUUCUCAGAGCAGUACUUGCAGCGAUACUGACUGCAACAGCUCGUCUUGUUCCAGUAGCUCUUGUUGUUAG
This is a messenger RNA of Naegleria lovaniensis, 1167 nucleotides long. RefSeq lists its product as uncharacterized. Bases 1 to 1167 code for a protein of 388 amino acids. Lineage: Eukaryota; Heterolobosea; Eutetramitea; Acrasida; Naegleriidae. The record is from RefSeq and is a predicted model, not a curated record. Gene Ontology annotation, molecular function: methyltransferase activity. The transcript has a single exon.